CUGCUUGCAUACCUCGAGGUUUUCACCCAGAGCAUAACAUCGAGAACCUGUGAAAUCCAGAAGCAGCUGGAAGGACUUGUUCAUGAAGCUAUGAUAUCUGGUGUCAAGGUGCACAACGUCAUCAACGACUUCAGUCACUUGAACAGCCUGCAGUUUGUGGAAAAUCGUGUCUAUGAUGAAGAGGAGGUCAAGGCUGACUCCAGGGAUGCACAGCAGCCACCCCCGAAAGAGGAGGGUUCCCUGAUGGGCCAAGUGUCGGAGGCUUUUCGCCUUGGCGUGGAGGUGCUGCGCUCGUCGCUCGAAGUGGUUGACUUGCGCCAGGACUCUGAAGAGGACGACGACUCGGAUGCCGAGGAGGCACACCAUACCGAGGAGACACUGCUGCGACCUCUGGACCCAUAUCUGGCACGGCCCCUGCCCACACUCAUUGGCUCUGACCAGUUCAUCAAGGAUGACUAUGUGGGCCUCGGGGAGUUGCUCAGUGAAGAUGAAGGGGAUGAAAAGAGCAGCCUUGGAGAGUACGACAGCAACAAGUCUGAAACAGACGGUAGUGACGUGGAUGGGACAAAGGAGCCAGUGAUAGAUAACACGAUGGCUACUUAUAUGCAGCAAGAAUUUGGGGACACCUCAUCAGAUAGUACAGAUGACAACUUUGCUGGUGAUGCCGAGGAGCUGCAUUCGGAUGAUGGCAGUGACGAUGAAGUCAGCUCUAAGAGAAAAAAAAGUGCUGUGCUUGCAGAGGACAAUGCCAAGGUUCAAGGUGCGAUGGAGAAGAAUCAGACACUUGUAAGGCAGAGCACACAAGAGGAGAGUGUGUCACCAUUUUCACGUAGAAGUGGCUUCUUCUCUGGUAGCGGGAAGCUCUUUGAUGAUGAUGAUGAAGAGGGAGACCUCUUCAGGAAUGGUUCGACUUCAGUGCUUCCAAAUAAAGUUGGGGCAGCACUUCUUGAAAGUCUCACUCAAGGGGCCACCAGCAUGGAAGGAGUGAUGUACCCCGCACCGUCAAUAGGCAACAAGGAUGAGAGUGCCACCAGCAUAGCCCAAAAUACCACAGCCACUCAAAAACCAUCUGCCAGUGCCCUUUUUGAUGAAGAGGAUUACAGUGAUUUUUGGACAUCUACAUCAACAAGAGUAACAUCCCAACCGAGAGUGCCUGCCAGUCAUUAUGCAGAGCCUGGUUCAGAAGAGGGAUGCCCUGGCCUCUUGCAAUCUGAGGACCAGAGUGACAAGCCCAAGCAUGUUCUGUUUGAUGACGACGAAGAUGAUUUGUUCUCUGCUACCAAUGCUGCUACAAAGAGAGAGAGCGAGCCAGCAAAGUCCUUGUUCGGGGAUGACGAGGAGGACAUCUUUGUAAACACUGCGCUAACUGUGACCAGGGGCCAGCAAAGAAAGCCAGACCCCUUUUUAAACAACACAGCAGCUGCAAGGAAAUGCCAGUUAUCCUCAAGAGGGAUCUUCCUGUUUGAAGAUGAAGACGAUGGAUCAGAGAAUUCAUGCCCUGCUGCUGCAACUGUUCUUGAAAAGCCAGAAGAUCGGACAGACAUGUCUGGACGGCAUCGAACGAAUGAGCCAAUCUCAAUGUUUGCCGCUGAGGAAGAAGUUGAUGAAGACCUGUUUGCAGUGCACACACCACCAGCGCAUCUGGCUGACAGCCAAAGCAGCCACAGUGUCCAGAGUGCAUCAUGGAGCAUGGGGUCCAAAGGGGAUGCGGAACCCACAUUGGUGGUGGAAGCUGUGCUUGAGAAGCUAGUUUCAAAGCCACGCAGUGGAAGUUGCUUUAUCUUUGACCAAGAGAAAGACAUCUUUGAAUCCUCUGUGGAAAACCUGGAUGUGGACUUGUUUGCUCCAACAAAGCCCACUGAGCAAAAGAAGCCUCCUCCUGGUGGUGUCUCACUGUUUGGGGGCUCAAGCCUUUUUGGAGAUGAGCUGAAGAGUCGACUUGGGAGAGCCAGCAGCAUACCAGGUCAAGUGCUCCCUACCUCUUGCUUGCCUGAUGCACUCAAGGAAGAAGAAGCCUUUGUGGAUCCACAACACCAAGCACCACUUAGGGACACAAAGGUGAUAUCAGUGAGCUUCGAUGAGCCUGCUGACCAGAACAAGACACUCAUAAGUGCAACUAAGGGCCGAGCAAAAGUAAACAUCAAGCGACGCCCACCAUCACGAAGGAAGUUGCAGGAAGAUGCAAGAUCCGAUGGCGAGAGCCAAGAUUCUCCUUCCGAUGGAGUGUUGUUUCCUUCAUCACAUGCUGAUGUUACAGUGGUGACACAUUUGGAUGCAGAGCCGACUGUCAACCAGAGUUCUUUGAAGACAGUCCUAAUGGUUGCCAAAUCACCUUCCACUGAAGAAGAAGACCUUUUUGCUGUAAACAGCCUGCAGCCUGUACCAGCAGAAGCAAAGCACACAUUGGGCCAAGCAGUGGCUACUCCAGCUAUCUCACAGGCACCAUUUGGCAAGAGCAUCUUUGAUGAUGACACAGAAGAUGACCUUUUUGCCACGUGUGUUGAGAGUUCUGAUGUUACCUCCAGUCAUGAGCACAGUGACGCAAUCUUCGCAGCAGGUGACACUGUGCCUCACUGGAGUGAAGAUUGUCUGCCAAAAAAUAGUGCAGCAAGUUGGGAUGCCAAGGCUCCACUACAGGAGACAUCAAAAAAAGUUUCCACUAACAUCUUCGACGACGACGAUGGUGAUGACAUUUUUGCUUCCAAGUCUGAAAAAGCUGGCAACUCUGUAUUGUCCUCUCAAGCAAAGCAGAAUACAUUGUUCAGCGAGGACACUGAUGACAUUUUCAGCUCCAUUCCAGCCAACGUCACUGCAAUAGAGAAGAAAGGUAGCCAGCCUGCUGCAAGAAAGUGUUUGCCUAGAACAACAGACUUCAAGGACCCGCUGCUUGGAGACAUCAGUGAUUAAUAAGAUUUGUUGCAUUGGAUGUUAAAUUUGGUGUUUUGUAGUAUUUAGUGCACCUUGUUUUUCUGUCUCUGAGGCUGCUUCAUGCAUCACAACUAGGCUAUUAACAUGGCUUAACAUCUUAUGAAGUGAGAUUGUGGAAAUUGGAUCAAUACUAGGUUAGUGCAUCUCAAAAUAUCUCACCGUACCUGCAGCUGUUUCAGUGUCAGUGCACAGCAAAGUGUUCUACUUUCUGUUCAUUAUACACAGGACAGCUGAAGCAGCUUUGUGUGUAGCCAGCAUACACUUUGAUACUACAAGUCCACAAGCGGCUUAAAUCCAAGGCAUCAUAUCUGAACCUUCUACUGCUUUGCUAGAUUAGUGCAUAGUUCCCUAUUUCUCUUGAAAUUGUUGUUCAAGUCUCUUCGCGGUAUCUUCAACUCCAGACCUCAUAUGUAAAUACUGGAAGUACUACAUGAGGGUAUCCAAAAGACAUUGUUUUGCAUUUACCAGACCAAUCUACUGGCUUACUAAAUUUAAAAGCAGAAACAUAGUUUACCACUUGUUCAGAGCAGAUUUCUUUGUAUAUACCCUGAAAUGUUAAAAAUAAAUUGGUGAGAAUCAGGAAAAUGAAAGGCAGAAGUGUCAAAUUUAUAACUCUGUCACUAUAAUUUGUGAAGUGGAUGCAAUAGUAUACUGGUAACAAUGCUUAACCAGUUUCUCCUAGUUACUUGUUAGGCCACUCCGAAAUGAACUGGCACUGCUUUAGAAUAGCAAUUUUUUACUUCUGGACAUAUACAUGCCAUAGAAUGAUUUCAUGGCAGCUUCUAAUUGAUGCACGUCUGUUUUAAGCACUUUCAUACAGUCUGGAGUGUUUACAUAACUGCAAUAUCUGACUACAUAGGUGCAGUUGUAAACUUAGUGCUCCAGUUAAUAAGUCUUUUUAGCCUGCUUUGUUAUAAUUAAAGGUGCCUCAGUCAAAAUUAUGCUUCAAACAUCUGGUAUUUCAUUUCAUUAAAUAGUUCGAAUACUUCACACUUUAUCUAGUUUGGUUCAGUGGUUGCUUUUGAGAGCAUGCAUUUGAUUAGGAGAAUUGGCCGGGUCUUAAAUUAUGUAUAUUUGCUCUAAAGGCCUGAUGGAAGAAUGUUUCAGUAGCUGACAAUGUGUGCGGCUCAAACGCAUGAGCAUGUGACCAACUGUACCAUCUGCUGAAAACUUCUUCUGUUUCGGGAACAGGUACACGGUGCCUGUGCGCUUGUUAGGUUACAUUAAUCUUGUGAUGGACUAUAUUAUUUAAGUGGCUCAAUACUGAUAGUGCAGGAAUGCACCAAUUAUAUGUUUGUCAUCUGUGAGUGCACAUGUGUCAUAAUUGAGCCAGUGCACACAAAAGCCUAUGUACUCGCUGAAGUGAAUGCGGCUCAAGAAUGAACGCAUAACGUACAGGUCAUUUGCUGUGUCAGUCAGCAGACGAUGUUGUGGAUUGUACCAUCAACUUCACGUGUUGCUCUUACCGGGUCAAGCUGUUAGGAUAUCUGCUUCGCACAAAUAGGCAAGAAACGAUAUUUCUUCAAGUGUAUGCUAAAGUCAAUUUGAAUAAAAAGCUGUGUGCACCA
Messenger RNA from Rhipicephalus sanguineus (brown dog tick), 4496 nucleotides. Its product is annotated as WASH complex subunit 2. The record is from RefSeq and is a predicted model, not a curated record. Lineage: Eukaryota; Metazoa; Arthropoda; Arachnida; Ixodida; Ixodidae.